Messenger RNA from Dentiscutata erythropus, 810 nucleotides. NCBI's taxonomy places the organism in Eukaryota, Fungi, Glomeromycota, Glomeromycetes, Diversisporales, Gigasporaceae. The record is from the annotation of a GenBank genome assembly.
AUGCCUUGUUAUGCUGAUACUAUUGUUCGAGUUAAAUAUGUUAAGCAAAAUGUUAAAGAUGAUACUAAUACUUUAGUUGUGUGGGCUCUUGGGGUUUAUCCUGUGUACCGGGAAGAUUAUAAUCUCGAGAUGACUUUGUUUGUUCUUGUUAAUUCUGAUGUUCGGGAUCCUGAGUCUCAGGCUGUUUUUGUAAAGGAUAAUUUUUUUUCAGUUGGUGGUAAGAUUAUUCCUAGAUUUUACGAAGGGAAUAAAAGAGCAAAGGAAGUGCUGAAUAUUGUUAAAGAGGAUACUAUUGUUCAGAUAUUGGUUUCUGAUUAUGUUGGGCAGGAGGAUAAUAUUUGGCCUAAGGAAUCAUUUAUUUUCAUUGUUGGGCAGUUGGAAAUUAUUAAAAAUGAGUUCUAUGUAUAUGCUAGAGAGAUUAAUUGUAUUGAUACCCAGUUUAAUAGUAAGAAGAAUUUUGAUCGCGGUAUAUCUCAUAGAUCUUCGAUUAAAAAUUCGAUUCGGUCUAAGUUAUUGGCUACUCAUGAUAAUUUUGCUAAAUGUUUAAAAGGUGUAUCUGAGAGAGGAAUUGAAGAUUUUGAUGAAUCUGCUAAGGAAUUUUGUAAUAAUUUUGCUGAAAAUUCGAAAGCAAGCAUGAGUAAUGAUGAUCCUGUUAUGUUAGCUAAUCAUAGUGAAGAUUUCGAUGGGUUUAUUGAAGGUGAUUGCAAGAGAAGUUCUCAUAGUAAAGAUAAAGAACGUGUUGAUGGGCCUUUGCAAGUUAAUUUACGUUCGCAUGGUUUGGAUUCUAAUAUCGAUGCUACUAAAGAAUAG